Messenger RNA from Cotesia congregata, 2472 nucleotides. Lineage: Eukaryota; Metazoa; Arthropoda; Insecta; Hymenoptera; Braconidae. The record is from the annotation of a GenBank genome assembly.
AUGGACAAAGACAAGGAAAAGGAAGAUGAUUCAACGAGCGCAAUUGGAUCAGCAAAAAAAGAUGAUACAGUAUUAACUUUGGACAUAAAAACAGCAGUUGAUGCGAAAAAUUCACAAGCUAAAAUAGUCCGAGGAACUAAAAAAAUUCGAGUUGAUUCUACAGAUUUUAAUCAAAUUACUGACAAAAAAGAUAACAAAGAAGAUGAAGGUGAUGCAAAAAUUGGUAAAUCCUUAAAACGUGAAAGUGAACGAUGGACUUUAGAAGAUAAAAAUACAUUUUUCAAAGCAAUUAAUGAAUAUGGAAAAGAUUUUGAUGGUUUGCAAGGAUAUUUUUUAAAUCAAGGCAGAAAAAAAGGUUCGUCGGAUAAUAUGAUCAAAAAUAAAGAACAAAUUCGACACUUUUAUUAUCGUACAUGGUUAAAAAUAUCAAAGCACUUAAAAUUUUCGGAUGAUUUGAAAAAAACAUCUCAAGAAAUUUAUGGAUUAAUCAAUUAUGGUGAAUUACGUCGUAAAUUACCGCGUAUACAUGAGAAAUUUUUACUUAAAUUGAAUGAAUUAAUUUACUGGGGCUCAACACAAGUUCGUUUACGUGGCAAAACAAUGCGGAUAAAAACACCGAUAUGUCGCGCAUUAAGAAAAUUAAAUCAACUUGAAGAUUGGCAAGAAGAGAUAAAAUUACCGCCACGUGUUACUGUUGAGUUACGACCGGGAAAUAAUCUAACAUGGUGGAAAGUUCAAGCUAAUGCUAUGAAUCCUCGAGUAAGAACAUUGGUACCAAUUCAGCGCCGUUUAUCUAGCUUAUUGGCAUUUUUACAACAACGAUGGCAGCCUCUAAAAUUUAAACCAUCUUUAAACAUCGACGAUGAAUCUUUUUAUGAUAAAAAAUAUAAUGACAAUGAAUUGUUGCGAGUUACACCAAUUGAAGGGGCUAAAAUAUCAUUACCAAUGGUUAAUCUUGGUGAAUAUUUAACUAGCAAUAGUGUGUCAUUGAAUUCUUAUGAACAACGUUUAAGCUUAAAAAGUUCUCGUGAAGAACUAUUAGGUUAUGUUCAACAAUUUAAAAGCGUUGGUAAAAAAACUAUUAAGAAAAAAAUAGAUAAAAAGAUAUUGAAUUUGAGAGGCGCUGGAACUGGAGGAUCUACUGGAGGAGAAGAUCACGAUAAAUUAAAUGAUAAUAAUAGUGAUUUAGAUAAUUUAGAUACACAUCUUAAUUGUAUAGACAAAUCGCUUUUUUCUAGUCAUAGUGAUAAAAACGUUGGAGAUUCUAGUGUAAAUAGUAAUAUUAAUGUCAAUUUAAAUAAUAAUAGUAAUAAUAACAAUAACAAUAAUAAUAAUAAUAUUAAUAAUAACUCAAGUACUGAACCUAAUCGGUUUCCGGGCCGUGAAACAAUUGAUCGUAUUCGAAUGGGAUGGAAUAUCGAAGAAGCUAACACUAUUACCAUAGGAGAUUUAUUCUUAAUGUUUGGACGAGAAUCAAAAAUAGUAUUAGAUUACUGGUGGGAUAGUCCAAAACAAAACGAUAGAGAGGCAAACGAUAGCUCACUGUUGAGUAAAGACUUUAAAAAACAAGAUGAAAAUAUUUGUCUUGCUUUACAAAAACUCUUGUCAAUUGCUAAGCACAACUACGGUAGUAAUAAAGCUUUUGACAAUACGUCAAGCAGCAAUGAAACAGUAGUAUCAUCUAGAAUGCCUUCAACUAAGGAUUCAACAUUUAGGAGGCCAUUGAUUCCACAAGUUUAUCAUAAAACUAACAGUCAUCAGGCAUUUAAAACUCAAUUGGACAAAUUUACCACAAGGUUUUGUAAACGUGGCCGCACAGUGAGGCAACGGAAUCUAAUAGUACAGCGUACAGUUCCAUUGAUUGGUAACAUGAGUUGUGAAACAAAUGAAACUAAUGAUACAAAUAAACUAAAUCUCAAUGUCCCACAAAAAGUUACCGAAUAUUCUAACGAUAAUAAUCCUAAUGAUAUGGGAGUUGAAUUAUCAAAUAAAAAUGAAAAUAUGGAGUCAGAUAAUUUAUUAUCAUCGUUUAAUGAAGUUCCUGUCGAUGAUUCUAAUAAUGAUUUAUUAGUACAGCCUUCUAACUCCAUAAUCACAUCUGCAACUCAAAUUUUAAAAGAAGGAGAAAGUCAAUGGCUUAACAGUGAGGUCGCUGACUAUUCUCUAAGUAGUUAUUUUCUCGGUCAACUUGAAUCACCAUUAAAAGGAUCGCAAAGAAGUCAAACAGGAAGUCAAUUAGAGUUGAUGCGACCUUCAUCUGAUGUACUCAGUCAAAUGCAAUGCCUAAUGGUAGAAAAUAGUGUAGAUUACAUGGCUAAAUUUGCUAACUUGGCGUCGCAGAUUGCAUCUAAUGAUCAAAAUAUAAACAGACAGCUGAAGGCGCGCAGUAGCCUAUCGGAUCCGGCCCUUGCUAUCAAAGCAUUGGACCGGGUUCGAAUCCGGCGUACACCAAUGAAUAUUUUCAAUAUUUAA